Perca flavescens (yellow perch) is the source of this 3040-nucleotide messenger RNA. It is a transcript of the gene calcrl2, whose product is annotated as calcitonin receptor-like 2. Gene Ontology annotation, biological process: adenylate cyclase-activating G protein-coupled receptor signaling pathway; angiogenesis; cell surface receptor signaling pathway. The record is from RefSeq and is a predicted model, not a curated record. Lineage: Eukaryota; Metazoa; Chordata; Actinopteri; Perciformes; Percidae. Gene Ontology annotation, molecular function: calcitonin gene-related peptide receptor activity; calcitonin receptor activity; adrenomedullin receptor activity. The transcript has 13 exons. The coding region runs from base 135 to 1637 and encodes 500 amino acids. Gene Ontology annotation, cellular component: plasma membrane.
UGCUGUAGCUGGGUGGUCGAGGUUGGUCAGUGUUGUCAGAAAGACAGCAUGAGACCCUACUUUGCUCAGACCAUGCAAGCAUUGGAAUAUUUCAAGGCAAAGACAGUUUGACAGCUCGCUCAAAGAAAAGAAACAUGUGGAGGACUCUGACACUUUCACUGAUAGUUGCACUGACAUUGGGCACAGAGGUGUCCCAGUGUGAGGAUGUCGGGCCCAUGGUGGCUGGUGAGAAUGCAGUGGAGAAGCAGCAGGAGAACUUCAGCGACAUCUCCAACGUGCUAGGAACGUCUCGACACCAGAUCCUGGCUGCUCAAUUUGAGUGCUACCUGAAGAUAAUCCAUGAUCCACCACAUACAGUAGAAGGGAAUUACUGUAACCGUACGUGGGACGGCUGGCUGUGCUGGAGGGAUUCAGCUCCAGGGACUGUCAUGCAGAUGUGUCCUGAAUACUUUUUGGACUUUGACCCUGCGGAGAAGGUAACCAAAGUGUGUAAUCCUGAUGGCCAGUGGUUCCACCACCCGGAGAGCAACCGAGUUUGGUCUAACUACACCCAGUGUCAGGCCUACACCAAAGAUAAACUCAAGUUUACAUUGAGUCUCUACUACCUAGCCAUGGUGGGUCAUGGCCUGUCUAUUGUCACCCUGAUCAUCUGUCUGAUCAUCUUCUCCUACUUCAAGAGUCUUAGUUGCCAGAGAAUCUCCCUCCACAAGAACAUGUUUCUCUCCUUCAUCUUGAACUCCAUUGUUACAAUCAUGUGGCUCUCACUCACUGUGGACAAUAACCAAGCCAUAAGCACCAGCUACCCUGUGAGCUGCAAGGUCCUGGCUGUGCUGACUCAGUACACAUCUACUUCCAACUACUUCUGGAUGCUGUGUGAAGGCAUCUAUCUCCACACGCUCAUCAUUGUGGCCGUCUUUGUCGGGGAGCAGCAGCUCUUCUGGUACUACGUCCUGGGAUGGGGUUUUCCCAUUGUUCCUGCCACCACGUAUGCUGUAGCACGCGGGCUCUUCUUUGACGAUAAGUGUUGGAUCAGCUCACACACACACCUUCACUACAUCAGUCAGGGGCCCAUUCAAGCUGCACUACUUGUGAACCUUUUCUUUCUCCUGAACAUCGUGCGGGUUCUAAUCACCAAGUUGAAAGAGACCCACUGUGCUGAGUCCACAGCCUACAUGAAGGCGGUGAGAGCCACCCUCAUCCUGAUUCCUCUGCUGGGAGUCCAGUUCAUCCUUUUCCCCUGGAGGCCAGAGGGACAAAUCAGCCGGGCCGUCUUUGAUUUCUUUGUAAAUAUCUUCAGCCACUUCCAGGGACUCCUGGUGGCAAUUAUUUACUGUUUCUGCAAUGCUGAGGCCCAGUCAGCUCUGCGGAGGAAGUGGGCACAGUGGAAGUCUGCCUGGGGUAAAACCGGCUGGGGAAAAACAACCACCAACUACCACUUUAACUCCCACAACAACUCCUCCAUUACCGAAACCAGCCGCGCCACCAUCAGCUUGGAGCAGCCUGCUGCGUCUCCUACUGAACAUAAAGAAAAUAGCCACUUCCUGUUCCAGGUGCCGCAAAAAGCCAACGGGCAGCAGAAGACAUGCAGCAACGGGGAGGUGGACAUGCUCAACCAGUUGGAGACCACCAACAUCUGACUGGAGAAAGGUGAUGGUUGCGGUGCUUAAACACACACACACACACACACACACACACACACACACACACACACACACAAUCCCUUAUAUGUAGACACAGAAAGGCAGAAGAGUAAAAAACAGAGAGGUUGCAGGUGAUUUUUUUUAACAAAGUUUGGGCAGUUUAUGUACAGCCUGUACAAAAUAUCUGAAAAGCACACAUACACGUUUUUUUACAGCUCCAGCUUUUGGGCCGUAUGAACUGAUGACAAAAAAAAUAUUUAUAUCAUGGUGUCAUCCUGUAAUCCUAGUAUAGUAAUGGUUUCUGUGUACGUGUUCUGUCACUGUCACAUUGUUUUUUUUUUAUGUAUUUAGAGAGUUGCAGAUCCCAAACCUGCCAUUGUGAUGUCACAAAUGCAGAGCUGUUUGUAUAAUCUGUUGCCUUAUGAAGCCUGAGUGCUUUACCCGUGCACCACUUUGACAAAUGAAUGUCAUAGCCCACUGAUGUGAUUUAUAUGUUCUUUUACAUGCUUUUAUAUAGGGAAGAUGAUAUAAUCAUCACUGGGCUGCGGGAAAAAAAAAAAAAGCCAGGAUCUCCCUUUCAGAAAAUCAAAACCACACCACACCACACUGAGAGAAUGUGUUAAUAAAAGCAACACAAUCAUGGUUUAAAUUUAGAUUUCCCUAUGACAACAGAAAUAGGAUUUACUCUCAGUCAGAGGAAGUCUAUGAUGGCAGGAAGGCCUAAAGUUUUUAAUAAACACUUACAAACUUAAUUUUGUAGCUCAUGUUAGACUCAUCAGCCCUUGAAAGGCAAAAUGCAGUAAAGACCAGAAUCUGACUUUGUGACAUCUGUUUUACCAUACAAACAAGUAUAACUAGGUGUAUAAUUGCUGCUAAAACAUGGUUGUAACAUAAAAACUAAGCUAAAACCGAAACUGCAGUAAUUAGACUCUGGUUUGCUAAUGUGUUGGCUCUUGAUUAGAAGCCACCGUCACACUUAGGCCUACUGCACUCUCUGUCACAGAUAGACAGCCAACACAACAGCUAAAGAAAGUGACGUACUUCAAGUGCAAGCUAGCUGAUGAAAAAGCCACAGCUAGCCUUAGCUAAAGCUAAAACUAAAAGUAUUUACUGAUUUUUCCAAGCUGUUAUCUGUAACUGAAAAAUAUCCAUUUUGAUGAAUCUGAUAAUUCAGUUUGUUAUUCCACAUAACUAAAUGAGACAGUUGUAAAAGUCAAUGAUGAUGGAGAAAAACAUCAAGUCAUGCUAACUUGGCAGAUAUAUGCAUGAACAAAAGAAAUGCUAUAUCCCAACAUUAUUGCUGUAAAAUAAGUUUGUUAAAGUUGAUGGUCACUCUGCAUGCUUACACAAAUCUUCAGGUUGCCAAAAUAAUGAAUUUACUUUUAUGGCAAGUAAACAGA